AUGUCCAACACCAGCUCCAUCACCCAGUUCCUCCUCCUGGGAUUCACAGACACACGGGAGCUGCAGCUCUUGCACUUCUGGCUCUUCCUGGGCAUCUACCUGGCUGCCCUCCUGGGCAAUGGCCUCAUCAUCACCACCAUCGCCUGUGACCACCACCUCCACACCCCCAUGUACUUCUUCCUCCUCAACCUUUCUAUUCUUGACAUGGGAUCCAUCUCCACCACUGUCCCCAAAUCCAUGGCCAAUUCCCUCUGGAAUAACAGAGCCAUUUCCUAUGCAGGAUGUACUGCCCAAGUCUUCUUUAUGUUAUUCUUCUUUUCUGCAGAGUAUUCUCUUCUCACCAUCAUGUCCUACGACCGCUACGUUGCCAUCUGCAAACCCCUGCACUACGGGACCCUCCUGGGCAGCAGAGCUUGUGUCCACAUGGCAGCAGCUGCCUGGGGCACUGUUUUCCCCUAUGCAGUCCUGCACACAGCCAAUACAUUUGCCCUGCCCCUCUGCAAGGGCAAUGCUGUGGAACAGUUCUUCUGUGAAAUCCCAAAGAUCCUCAAGCUCUCCUGCUCACACUCCUACCUCAAGGAGGCUGGGCUUCUUGUCAUUAGUUGCUUAUUAGCUUUGGGGUGGUUUGUUUUCAUUGUGGUGUCCUAUUUGCAGAUCUUCAGGGCUGUGCUGAGGAUCCCCUCUGAGCAGGGACAGCACAAAGCCUUUUCCAUGUGUCUCCCUCACCUGACUGUGGUCUCCCUGUUUCUCAGCACUGUUAUGUUUGCCCACCUGAAGCCUCCCUCCAUCUCCUCCCCAUCCCUGGAUCUGGUGGUGGCAGUUCUGUACUCAGUCGUUCCUCCAGCACUAAACCCUCUCAUCUACAGCUUGAGGAACCAGCAGCUCAAGGAUGCAGUCUGGAAACUUGUGUCUGGCUCUUUUUAA
Messenger RNA from Cuculus canorus (common cuckoo), 924 nucleotides. Its product is annotated as olfactory receptor 14A16-like. Gene Ontology annotation, molecular function: olfactory receptor activity; G protein-coupled receptor activity. The coding region runs from base 1 to 924 and encodes 307 amino acids. Gene Ontology annotation, cellular component: membrane. Gene Ontology annotation, biological process: G protein-coupled receptor signaling pathway. The record is from RefSeq and is a predicted model, not a curated record. The transcript has a single exon. NCBI's taxonomy places the organism in Eukaryota, Metazoa, Chordata, Aves, Cuculiformes, Cuculidae.